AUGGCACCCUCUGUCUCGGACGUUCGCUCUGGCAGCGCUCCCGUCGUCAACAGCAAGAACAUGCAGGUGACCCCCGAUGACAAGACCACCGAGGAUCCUCGCGACUCGAGCAUCCACCGUGCCGUCCGCUCGCACACCUACGGUGGUGCUGCCAACCUUCGCGAUGUCUUUACAAAUCAAGACACGGGCUUUUCCUAUGAGAAGCGCGACCAGCUCGGUCUCCGCGGCCUCCUGCCCCCUGCCAAGCAGAGCCUCAACACGCAAGUCCUUCGCGUGCUCCACCAACUUCGCAGCAAAUCGCUUCCCCUCGAGAAGCACGUCAUGCUCGCUUCGCUGCGUCAGACCAACACGCGUCUCUACUACGCCACCAUCCUCGCCAACAAGGAGGAGAUCCUUCCUUUGAUUUACACGCCUACGGUCGGCGAGGCCUGUCAGAAGUUUUCGCACAUCUACCGUCGACCUGAGGGCCUGAGCAUUUCGCUCGAGGACAAGGGCAAGGUGGCUAGCAUUGUGGAGAACUGGCCUGUUCCCGCGGGCUCGCCGCGUAUCGCGGUCAUCACCGAUGGCUCGCGCAUUCUCGGCCUCGGCGAUCUGGGUUGGAACGGUCAAGGCAUUUCAAUCGGCAAGCUCUCCCUCUAUGUCGCAGGUGCGGGCAUUCAUCCCCGCGCUACACUGCCCAUCGUCGUCGACCUCGGCACGAACAACAAGAAGAACCUCGAAGACCCGCUCUACCUCGGUCUGCGCCGAACCCGCGCGACCACCGAGGAAUACAUCGAGUUCAUGGACGAAGUGAUGGAAGCGCUGCACAGCCGUUAUCCGAACCUCAUCAUCCAGUACGAGGACUUUACGUCCGAGAAUGCGUUCCGCUUCCUCGAGCGGUACCAGGACAAGUAUCCGAUGUUCAACGACGAUAUUCAGGGUACGGGGUCGGUGAUCCUUGCUGGGUUCACGAAUGCUGCGCGCAUUGCGAGCAAGGAGAGUGGACGACCGCUGCACGACCACCGCAUUCUCAUGGCUGGUGCGGGCUCCGCGGCUGUCGGAGUGGGCAAGCAGCUCAUGUCGUUCUUCACCCGCCAAGGUUUGUCGGAAGACGAAGCCCGAGAACGCAUCUACAUCACCGACUCCAAAGGUCUCGUUACGCGCGAUCGAGGGGACAAGCUGGCCGAGCACAAAAUUUUCUUCGCUCGCCAAGACAACGAGGGUCGUCAGAUCAAAGACCUCGCUGAAACCAUCGACUAUGUCAAACCCACCGCCAUCCUGGGUCUCUCGACGAUCAAGGGCACCUUUGACGAAACGGUCAUUCGAAAGAUGGCGACGCUCAACAAGCGACCCAUCAUCUUCCCGCUGUCGAACCCGACGGACAACUCGGAGUGCACCUUUGAGGAGGCUGUCCGCUAUACGGAGGGUCGGGUGCUGUUCGCUGCGGGAUCGCCGUUCCCGGAGAUCGAGGCGGGUGCGAGCCCCACGGGCGAGAGGAUGAUUCCUGGUCAGGGGAACAACUUCCUCGUCUUUCCGGGGAUUGGGCUGUGCGCUGCGCUCUGCAAGGCUGCACGCGUGACGAACGAGAUGAUCACCGAAUCGGCGCUCGCGCUGAGCGACGCGCUGAAUGACGAGGAGCGGAAGGAGGGCAGGCUCUACCCGAACACGGAGAGGAUUAGGGAGAUCUCAAGGGACAUCGCUGUGAGGUGCAUCCAGAUGGCCAACAAGCAGGGUGUCACGAGGGAUGGGGGCAAGACGGCUGCGAUGGACGAGGAGGAGCUGAGGGACUGGGUGCACGGUGAGAUGUGGGUGCCCAGGUACGAUGCUGACGAGGCGUAG
Molecule: messenger RNA, 1818 nt
Organism: Kalmanozyma brasiliensis GHG001
Lineage: Eukaryota; Fungi; Basidiomycota; Ustilaginomycetes; Ustilaginales
Product: Malic enzyme, N-terminal domain protein
Exons: 2
Coding region: 1-1818 (605 amino acids)
Biological process (GO): pyruvate metabolic process; malate metabolic process
Cellular component (GO): mitochondrion
Molecular function (GO): NAD binding; malate dehydrogenase (decarboxylating) (NAD+) activity
Source: RefSeq, a predicted model, not a curated record